Molecule: messenger RNA, 1728 nt
Organism: Didymella exigua CBS 183.55
Lineage: Eukaryota; Fungi; Ascomycota; Dothideomycetes; Pleosporales; Didymellaceae
Product: acetyl-CoA synthetase-like protein
Exons: 3
Coding region: 1-1728 (575 amino acids)
Source: RefSeq, a predicted model, not a curated record
AUGACCUCGGAGACGAACAUCCCCGGCAUGGAGCUGUUUGUUCGCAAGAUUGACGAGAACGCCAAAUGGCACCCUAACCACACGCUCGUACGCUUCGCGAGUGGACCUAAUUGGGAGACAGAGGGAUAUCGUUCCCUGACCUGGCAACAAUAUGCCGAAGGUAUCAAUGCCACUGCUCACUGGCUCGAUGAGACCUUUGGUAAAUCUGUCGGCAAUGAAACUGUCGCAUAUUCCGGCCCCAGCGAUGUCCGAUACGCCUUUCUCUUUGCAGCAUCGGUCAAAACAGGCCGCAAGUUUCUUGUACCAGAUGGGAGAUUCAUGAAAGAUGGCCUUGAUGUGUUGCUGCAGUCAUCCAACUGCAAGAUCUGGCUGUAUUCCGAAGGAGGAGCAUUCUGCCCCGAGCCAGAGCUUGCGGCAUCCGGCGUCAAAGUACAGCAGUUCAAAAGCCUGAACUGGUGUCUUUCAGUCAAGGGAGCCAAUCCUUAUCCGUACGAAAAAACUUACGAGGACGCUAAAGAUGAUGAGAUUCUCAUUAUCCACACCGGAGGGACGACAGGGGCUCCCAAGCCAAUUUUCAUGAACAAUGGCUUUUGGGCGGCAGGGUGCUCAUCCGCUGGGCUCGCUCGUCGCCACUGGCCCCGAGGAAUAUCCACAGAUUGUUUCCAUGGUCGUUCCUUGAUAUUGGCGAUCCCCAUGAGACUUCAACCAGGUCUUGUCAUGAUCAACAUGUUCUCAGUGUUCUCGGGCACUACUGUGAUUCAACCUCCGCCAGAUGUUGUGGGACUUCCGCCAGACAUUUUCGAAAAGAUGCUUCGAUUGAAUAAGGUUGACGGCCUCAUGGCAUUCCCCUUCACCGUCGUCGAUCUGUACAACAACGAAAGGACUCGGGAGUCUUUGAAGUCACUUGAGUUUAUCACCUAUCUGGGAUCUGCUCUGGACCGCGUAGUCGGAGAUGCUCUCUGUGAGCAUACUAGACUCAACUCAGUUAUGGGUGCCACCGAGUCAGGCGGUCGCUUUUCACUUCACCCCAUAGACAGAAAGCUUUGGUACAGCUUCCAGUUCAUUCCAGAGCACCACGUUCGACUGGUUAGACUUGAAGGUUCCGGAGCAGCUCUGGGUGACGGCGACGAUGCUGAUGUCUACCAAAUGUUCAUCGAUAGACCUCCUGAUGGCGGUCCCUCGAUCUAUCAGUGCGCGUUCUGGAACUACAAAAUGUUCAAGGACGUUCAGUCUAUCGACACGAAGGAGCUAUGGAAGCCUGUCAAGGACAGAGACGGCAGUACACGAUGGGAAUCGGUCGCCCGUACCGAUGACUGGACGAAACUGAUCUGGAUGGCAAAGUUCCACGCUCAAGACAUUGAGAAUAAAGUGGUCAGAUAUCCAGGUGUCAGGCACGCAAUGGUUGGAGGUGCAGGUCGUAUCGCGCCAUACGUACUGAUCGAGGUGAACGACGAGUUGCUGGGAAGAGAUCCUAAGGAGCUUCUCGAUGAUAUCUACGAGAAGAUCAUUGAGUCGCACAACAAGGUUUCUGCCAAAGCAGUCGCUAUUCCACGACAGACUGUUUUCUUGGCUAGUAAGGAGAAGCCCAUCAAGCUGACUGUGAAGCAGCUAGUACUCCGUAGAGAGGUGGAAAGGGAUUACAAGGAGGAGAUUGAAGCUGUCUUUAAGGAGCUAGAGAGUGAGACCAGUCAGACGGCAAGUGAGAAGUUCGUGCAGAACAUGAAUUAA